This is a messenger RNA of Cyprinus carpio (common carp), 3174 nucleotides long. RefSeq names its product T-cell immunomodulatory protein-like. Lineage: Eukaryota; Metazoa; Chordata; Actinopteri; Cypriniformes; Cyprinidae. Gene Ontology annotation, cellular component: plasma membrane. The record is from RefSeq and is a predicted model, not a curated record.
CCCCGGCUGCCGUAGAACGACAUGCCGUGUUCCAGAUUAUGGUGACAGAAGCUAACAGCAAAAUGUUGCUGUCUUGGGCUUGGUUUUUGACGUUGUUAUUAAGUUUUGUGGGACAACACGUCACGUUUGCAUUGCAGGACGUUACUGCUGAUUUAUUUGGCCCGGAGAAUGCUGGCACGGUAGCGGCUUUCGGCGACUUUAACUCUGAUAAACAGACUGACAUUUUCAUCAUCAGGAAGGAUUCUGAGUUGUUGAUUUUCCUGGCUGAUCUUAAAGCUCCUUAUUUCAAACCUAAAGUCCAGCUCACUAAAGAGGCUUUCCCUAGUGACAUCAGCAUAACUAGUGUGGUCCCGGGUGAUUAUGAUGGAGACUCUCAGAUGGAUGUGCUUCUUACUGGCUCCCCAAAGGACUCCAGCUUAAAAACAGUUGUCUUCAUCUUCUGGGGACAUAACCAAACUUUGGACCAGAGUCAUAGGGUAGAUCUGAACAGGACCUUUAUUGAUCAGCCCCUUGUCAUGGACUUUAAUGGGGACAUGAUUCCAGACAUUUUUGGAUCUGUGGGUGGUUCGUCAGAGGUUUGCUAUCUCAGGAGUAGGCAACUGAAAUGUGAACAGGCUCUCAACUUUGAAGUCAAAAUGCGUGUCCCUCAUUCCAAUGCUUUCAUCGACCUUAACAAGGACUUCACUGCCGAUUUGUUCCUCACCACCACGGAUGGAUAUGAGACCUGGAUCAAUAAGGACGGGAACUUCACCCAAACCCUGUCUGUAAAGGCACCGGGGAUUGCGAAGAAAGUGGGUCAAUCUGCAUUUGUAGACUUCGAUGGUGAUGGCUCCCAGGACCACCUGUUGCCAGUCUGCAUGGAUAUUGCGUGUAAUAGAAGUGCAAUUUACCUGGUCAAGCCUGGAGAGACAGAGUGGGUGCCAGUGCUGACAGACUUCAGGAGGAAGGAUUCUGUGUGGGGAUUUGUGCCCUCUCCAGACUUUCCCAUCACCCUGCACUUAGGAGACUACAACCUGGAUGGUUUUCCUGAUGCCCUCGUCAUCCUCCAUAACACCAGUGCUAGCAGCACACAGCAGCAGGCGUUCCUGUUGGAGAAUGUGGCGUGUAAUAGCGAGAGCUGUCGGCAGGCGGGCCGCAUGUUCCUUGUGCACUGGGAACAGUCAGACCUAAGUGCCAUCCCCAUGGCUAUUGUGGCCACAUUUUUUGACAUCUAUGAGGACGGUAUAUUAGAUAUGAUCGUGCUCAGCAAGGUGGAAGGAAAGAAAGAGCUCGUCAUCCACGCUUUGAAGAACAACUUUGAGGCCGACGCGUAUUUCGUUAAAGUGAUCGUGCUCAGUGGCCUGUGCUCCAAUGACUGUCCAGAAAACGUCAAGCCCUUUGGUGUGAACCAGCCUGGCCCGUAUGUCAUGUACACAUCGGUGGACUCGAACGGUUAUCUGAAGAACGCAUCUGCGGGACAGCUCAGCCAGUCGGCUCAUCUCUCGCUCCAGCUGCCCUACACCGUGCUCGGUCUGGGGCGCAGCGCCAACUUCCUGGAUCACCUGUUUGUGGGCAUCCCCCAGCCCCCUGGAGGGAAGGACGUGAGGAAACAGGAAUGGACCGCUAUCAUUCCUAACUCCCAGCUCAUUGUUAUACCAUAUCCACAAAAUGACCCUCGCAGCUGGAGUGCAAAGCUGUACCUAACCCCCAGUAAUAUAGUCUUACUGACAGCGAUAGCACUGAUUGGUGUGUGCGUCUUUAUUCUCGUCAUCAUCGGGAUUCUGCACUGGCAGGAGAAGAAAGCAGAUGACCGGGAGAAGAGACAGGAGGCCCAUCGCUUCCAUUUUGAUGCCAUGUGAGAAAUUGGAGUGUUGUGGGUAUUUAUUUUCACUUUUUUUCCACACUGGAGCUUUUUAUGCAUUUAAUAAUGUCUGAAAUCAGAGGAAUCCAUCUAAAUAUGAAUAUUUUGAACAGUGAUGUGUCUCUCUGGAUCUGCUGACUUCUGAAGAGGAGAGAUAUGUUUCUGUCAAGUUUGUUUACAUGAUCCUAAAGGCAUAAUGACAUUUGCACAUUGAGAAGAGAGAAAUGUUUUGUGCCUUUUUUUGUGUGUGUACUUUGGUUUGGGACAAACAUGUUAUUUUAAAACUCUUUUGUCUUUAUUUCUCUGUAUUGUUAAAGUAUCUGGUAAAUGUCAAGUGGGCAGAAACAAAAACCGGUAAUUUUCUCUUCUUGUUUGUUUUGUUUCAAGUUUUAUGUCAUGUGUUUUGAAGGAUGUAAUUAAUUGUCAGCCUUUAUGUCUAUGAAUGUAACUGAGUGAUAGUUCUUUCACAUCACUGAACCUCUUUAGUCUUUACUUAAUAAACGCUUUGACUUCAAGCACUACAUGAGGCCCCCUCUUAACAAAGGUGUCCUCUGCAAACUGAUUUUAUUAGGCAUUUAGCUAGAUGGAACCCAAAAAAAAAACUCAUAUGCCAUCCUUCUUUCACAAUAAAGUAUUGCUUUAACUGUCAACAGUCAGUGCCAGCCACAUCCAAAAGAUUUCACAGCGAGUUUAGUGUUUUGAUUCAUUGACUUGACACUGGGUAUCAAUAUUUAAUUGGAAGUCAAGUCCCCAAACCUAAUUGCCUGAGGUCAACAUAAAGCAGGUUAUUGUUUCUGCAUGCACUGUCCUCUGUCCGCAUUCUAGUAAUUCCCUCUGUGUCUGUCCUCUUUCCAAUUGUAAGACACUUGUCAGUUUCAAAGUGGUAUUAUUUAUUUUACAUGUUUUUAAAACACUGGAAAUUAAUUAUGUGCUGCUGAAGAAUGUUCAUUGUGAAGGGUUUUGUUCUUGGCUGUAUAUAUCUUACACAUGCUUUGAUCCAUAUGCAUCGAUUCAUAUACUAAUCUCUUUUACAUUUAAAAAUGGUGUCAUUAUUUGCACAUAAAGUGAUUUCACUUUAAAAGGAAAAUUCAAUUGUCAAACCACAAUACAGCUGCAUACUAAACUCACAUAUUAACUGGCAUGCAAUUGUCUAUGGUUUUCACUAAUUGUUUCUGGUCAGGUGCAUAUUGGUCCUAACAAGUUAUGCAUCUGUGCUCAGUUUUAAUUAUUAAUGAAUCACUCUCAAUGUGUUUUUGGUUGUUGAAAUUCUGUUUUGUCAUUAGAUGUCUUUUGGAAUGUUGUAUUAACAAUAAACAUGACCAAAUGCUUUAUUA